Molecule: messenger RNA, 1647 nt
Organism: Branchiostoma floridae (Florida lancelet)
Lineage: Eukaryota; Metazoa; Chordata; Leptocardii; Amphioxiformes; Branchiostomatidae
Product: cAMP-regulated D2 protein-like
Exons: 2
Coding region: 67-1647 (526 amino acids)
Source: RefSeq, a predicted model, not a curated record
UCCGACAAGUCAUCAUCCAGGGGUCACUUCAUUUGCUUCUAUCUUGAGUGCACAGUCGUCACAACAAUGGCCAAGUUAGAGUUGAUAUUUCUGGGGAUAUUCCUGGGUAUACUGGAUGUGUUAUACCCCAGCCCUGCCGAGGACCACGCUGCCGACGGCCCCGUUGUCGACACCAUGUACGGGCCCGUCCGGGGCGUCUAUGUGCAGCAGGGGGCGAUGUUUCUCGGGGUGCCCUUUGCUGCUCCGCCCGUCGGGAGUCUCCGAUGGCAACCCCCGCAGCCCCCAGCAAAAUGGAGCGGCACUUACAACGCCACGGCCCCGAGCGCCGCCUGUAUGCAGCACGAGUGCGGCCCUGACGACGCGGACUCCAUCGGGCAAUGUCCGCCCAGCAGGAAAAGGAGCGAGGACUGUCUGUACCUGAACGUCUUCAUGCCAGUAAACACGGACAAAAGCAAGCUGCCAGUAAUCUUCUGGAUACACGGAGGUAAUUUCUGGGGUGGAUCAGCCAUGGGACCUCUCUACGACGGGAGAUUCCUUGCGAAUAAGACCAGAACCGUUGUUGUGGCGGCCAACUACAGGCUGAGUGCCUUGGGUUUCCUGGUGGCGGGGCAGGGGGAGGGCGCGGCGACUGGGAACUACGGCAUCCUGGAUCAGAUAGCGGCGUUACAGUGGGUCCAGGACAACAUCGCAGAGUUCGGCGGUGACAAAGAUCGGGUCACGAUCUACGGACAGAGUGCGGGCGCUUACUCGGUCGUCCUUCACAUGACGGUAAACAAAAGCGACCACCUGUUCCACGGAGCCAUCGCCGCGAGUCCUCCUCUCUCCUUAACAUUCAAAGGUAGGGUCGAGGCCCUUAUUUAUGGGGACGAGUUUUCCCAGCAACUAAACUGUGCUGUAGGAAACAUGCAGUGUUUAAGGGCCGCCUCAGCCUCCCAAGUUUUAGACGCUCAGUAUGCCGUGAGGUUAAAGAUUGUGAAUCCUUUCGAUCUGAUCGAACUGUUCGAGCCGUGGGGACCGACUGUAGACGGAGACCUCGUCGCUGGCCAGGUGGUCGACGCGUUUGAAAACGGAAAGUUCAAAAGAAACGAGCGGCCGAUCGACUCGGUCCUAGUGACGCAUUACCUCUUCCCUUGCCCGGCCCGCUACGUCAUACGGAAUGCCGCAAAGCAGAAUGACACAAAUCUCUGGCUGUACGUCUUCGCUCACCCCCUCUCAUUCAAGCACGCCUGGGGAAACCUUACCCACUGCGAGGGGCACGUCUGCCACGGGACAGACGUCGUGUUCGUGUUCCAGUCUCAAACUCUGAGAGGAUACCACUUCACCGCUGAUGAGCAGGUCCUGGCCGACUCCAUGGCGUACUACUACGGUAACUUUGCUCACACGGGCGACCCCAACAAGCCUGGCUCUCGCCUGACCCACACGGGCGACCCCAACAAGCCUGGAUCGCGCCUGACCCACACGGGCGACCCCAACAAGCCUGGAUCGCGCCUGACCAAACAACCAAACGGGGAUUCUCCCCCGGAAUGGCCGCCUUACCUGAGUUCCGAGAAUUACACCAACCUCCGCUUUAACACUCCGAACAGCCUGGAGCAGGGCUAUCUGAAGGAGAAGUGCGACUUUUGGGACAGCAUCAGCCCCUACCCGUGA